UAUCCAUAAAUGAACCAUUACACAGCAGGGCGCAAGCGCACAGUCUUCAUUUCAAAUGUUUUAGCAGAAUGGUAAUCAUUCAAUCAUUGCAAUAUUUACUGCAAACAAAGUUCAGACUCCAUAUUUUAUGGUUCAUCAGUGAGGAGCGUACAGCUACAGGCCCUGACAAGUUUUUCGCCCCAAAAUUCAUUUGAGCCCUUCACCUAGUUCUGAGUGGCUGUCUGACAACAAGCAUUAAUCCACAUCAGUAAUGUGUUUCUGCCGUGUACUGUUAGGCAGCUACAGUACCUGUUUGUUUACUGUGUUUUCUUGUCUUCAUGGAGUCUGUCAGAUGUCUUGUUUUUGCCUCGGCUGCCUGACACAUGGGGGUUGAUGUAUGGUGUGUCUAAAUAUAACAGGAAACAGGAACAAUGGAGGAUAACUACAGUAUGCACAGAAGGCAUUGUUGUUCACUAGGCCUACCUAGCUCUUGUGGUUACCUCACAAAAACACUACUGAAACCUUGAACAGGAAGAGGGCGGGGAUGAUGCAGUACCUCAGUGCAUUUGUGUGCGUGUGCGUGUGUGUGUGUGUGUGUGUGCGUGAGAACAAGACCAUGUUGGUGUGUGUUCAUAGCAUCUCAGGCUUUGCAUUGUAGAGAGACGUGCUCUUAUCGCCUUGUCGUGACAUUCACGUAUCUACCUUGGGGAACAUUUCUGAAGCACACUUCUCAUGGUUUCACCACUUUCCUCCUCUGUUAGAACAGUGAAUGGAGUCUUCUAGAGAAGGAUAGUUUUGGAAUCUGUUUUUGUCUGUUUUUUUUUCUUGAACAUUGGAUGUUGGAGAGCCACCAUGCCUGUGAUCCUAGGGGAGGUCAGCAUUCUCACCACCCCACUUUCGGGGGUCCGCAUCUGGGCUCUUGUCUCGGGAUGUGUCACCUUCAGCCUGGUGGCCUCCAUGGUAGAGCCCACCACCGUCCAGCACUCCGAGCUCUUCCGCACCUUCUGCAUGUCCACCUGGUGCCUCUUCUUCACCCUCAGCCUCCUCAUCCUCAUCAUCACCUACAUCCAGUUCCACAGCCUGCUGCCGCUUUCCUGGAAGAACCUGACGGUGACCGUGGCCGCCAUGGCCGCGCUCAUGGUCUUCACUGCCACGCUGGCGUACCCUUGCCUGGCGCUGAGUGAGAACGCAACCAAGGAGUCUGUCAUAGCCACCAUCUUCUCAGGCCUGACCUUCCUGGCCUACGCCACAGAGACCCACCUCAUCCGCCGGGAACAGAAGGGCUACAUGGCCACGGUACCCGGACUGCUCAAAGUGCUCCAGGUCUUCGGAGGCUGCGUGGGUCUGCUGCUGAUCGCGGAUCAGGUGUCUCACAGGAGCACUGGGUGGGAGGUGGCGAUCCCCGGGAUGGCGUACGGCCUCUGUCUCUCAGCCUCUUUGGGCACAGUGGUGGUCAUGGUGGGAGACUGCGCUGGGCGGUGCCCGCUGCCGUUCGACCGUGUCCUGGCCGGCUUGAGUUCACUGGGAGUCCUGCUCUACAUGGUGGCGGCGGUCGUGAGCUCCACCAAAGUGCUGAACUUGUACAGACCGAACCCAUCUGAGGGGAAACUCAUCAUCGUCUCGGAGAUGGCCUUUGCCUGCAUCACCUUAGUCAGUUACACCGUCGAUCUGGCCUUCUCCGUCAAACUCUUGUGUGACAGAAUCUGAGCUUAUGUUUGGGAUACUGUGUAUUUAUUUAUGUGAGUUUAUUUAAAGGAACCUGCUGUGAUUAACUGACAUGAAAUAUGUGAAACUGACUCUAAAUUAGUCAACUGUCCAAACCUGAGAAAUGUAUCCUCCAAAUAAGCUCAAAAAACAAAUGAAAUGUUGUUAAUGUGUCAUUGAAGAUGACAUUGGUGUGAAUUGGGUAAUUGUAUUUUUCCAAUCCAAAAUAUUCCGCAGAUUACCCAUAAACCCAGCAACAAAAUUAUUAGCAGUUGAAUAAUUGUUGAACAGCCUAGUGAUUGCUUACUCCUGAAAAUGUGUAUGCCACUUCAAUUUUAUAUAAAUCAUACAAUGCUUUACAGUAUAAGAAAUCUCCUUUAAAGACCACAUGCUCUAAUUGUUUUGUUUUUUUUACAAUGCACAGUAUAUGUCAGAAUUUUGAAUGUAACACACAUUGUUAUUUGAUGUGGGAUUUGAUGUGUUGACAAAAGUCAAGUCACUUUAUUUGAAAAGAGCAUUUUUAAAACCACAGUGUUCACCCAAAGUGCUUCACCGUUGAUCACAGCUGAAAAAGUGGACUACAAUUUCAUUCAGUGUGGUCUAGGUUCACACCCUGCCUAUAUCUCUGGCUGGCUUGGAGUCAGCUAGGCCUAUAGAGGUCUGUAUUUGCUGUUUGUUUGUGUUAUAAAGCUGAUUAUGAUUUAUGAA
This is a messenger RNA of Alosa alosa (allis shad), 2391 nucleotides long. RefSeq names its product myeloid-associated differentiation marker homolog. Gene Ontology annotation, cellular component: membrane. The transcript is spliced from 2 exons. NCBI's taxonomy places the organism in Eukaryota, Metazoa, Chordata, Actinopteri, Clupeiformes, Clupeidae. Bases 832 to 1686 code for a protein of 284 amino acids. The record is from RefSeq and is a predicted model, not a curated record.